Euleptes europaea (tarantolino) is the source of this 2844-nucleotide messenger RNA. RefSeq names its product protocadherin 20 (gene PCDH20). Bases 1 to 2844 code for a protein of 947 amino acids. Gene Ontology annotation, biological process: homophilic cell-cell adhesion. Gene Ontology annotation, molecular function: calcium ion binding. The transcript is spliced from 2 exons. NCBI's taxonomy places the organism in Eukaryota, Metazoa, Chordata, Lepidosauria, Squamata, Sphaerodactylidae. The record is from RefSeq and is a predicted model, not a curated record. Gene Ontology annotation, cellular component: plasma membrane.
AUGCGCCGCCCCGCUGGGAGCCAGCCGGCCCCGCGCCCCGGCUCCAGCGGGCGGCCGGCGAUGGGGCGGCGGGGCGCGCCGGCGAGGAGCAGCGCCGGCGGCGGCCAGGAGAGCCUGCGGAAUCUAUUCCUUUUCCUGCUCUUCCUGGGACCUUUCAACUGUUUCGCGAGCUACAGUCGUGCCACCGAACUCUUCUAUAGCAUCAAUGAGGGGCUGCCCGCCGGAGUCCUCAUUGGGAAUCUUGCCCAGGAUUUACAACUUCAGGGGGUGGUAGAGGAAGAGGCAGGGGCUGAAGGGAAACAGCAGCUGCCCCAGCAAUGGGGGAAAACCCCCCUCUCCUUCAGCCUUGCCUCCCAGGGAUUGGGUAGUUCGUACAUAAACCUGGACAAUCGGACGGGAGAGCUGCGCACCUCUGCACGCGAGAUUGACCGGGAGGAGCUGUGUACAGAGGAUAACGUAGGGUCUUCUGUGGUUGCCUCUUCGUCUUCCUCCCCGGUACUGUCUUCUGAGUCAUGCUUGCUGCUGCUGGACGUGUUGGUGUUGCCGCAGGAAUAUUUCCGCCUAGUCAAGGUGAAGAUCGCCAUCCAUGAUGUCAACGACAACGCGCCGUGUUUCCCCACCCCACAGAUACACCUCUUUGUGCCUGAGAAUUCACCCAUCAAUACCCGCUUAGCCAUUGAGCAUCCGGCUGUGGAUCCGGACAUGGGGACAAAUGGGGUCCAGACAUACCACCUGCAAGAGAACUAUGGGGUUUUUACGUUGGACGUUGAGGAGAAUGAAAAUGGAGAAAGGACGCCAUACCUGAUUGUCAUGGGCGCUUUGGACAGGGAGACCAGAGAUGAGUAUGUCACCCUCAUAAGUGCAGAGGAUGGAGGAGUUCCACCACUGGUGGGCAGUGCCACCCUCACUAUUGGUAUCAGCGACAUCAACGACAAUUGUCCCCAGUUCAACGAGACUCAACUGAACGUCACUGUGUUUGGGAACUCUAGCACUGGUUUGCGCAUAGCCUCUGUCUAUGCUACAGAUGCAGACCAGGGCAUCAAUGCCGAGAUUACCUACUCCUAUAGCCAAAAGGUACCACAGUCGUCCCGUGCUUUGUUUCGCCUUGACGAAAGGACGGGAACCAUCCAGCUCGCCAAGAGGAUCAGUGGGGACACGCCUCGUCUUCACAGGUUGAGCAUAUUGGCCAACAGUCCUGGUUGUAUCCCAGCAGUGAUCACUGUGGUCGUAUCCAUCAUAAAAGUAAUGCUGAGACCACCAGAAAUAAUUCCUCGUUUCAUAGCAAAUGAAGCUGAGGGGGUGGUUUACCUGAGAGAGCUGGAACCUGUUAACACACCAAUAGCAUUUUUUACCAUAAAAGACCCGGAUGAGAAAUACAAAGUGGAUUGCUACUUGGAAGGGGAUGGACCGUUCAGAUUGUCACCAUACAAACCGUACCACAAUGAGUACUUACUGGAAACUACAAAGACAUUGGAUUUUGAAACUCAGAGGCACUAUGAAAUAUCAGUGGUUGCAUGGAAUUCAGAAGGAUUCCACAUCACUAAAAUAAUGAAAGUGAAUAUUCUGGAUGAUAAUGACAACUCUCCUGUGUUCUCCCAACCUCUGAUAGAAUUAUCUAUUGAGGAAAAUAAUGCUCCUAAUGCUUUUUUGACCAAGCUGCACGCAACAGAUGCUGACAGCGGAGAAAGAGGACAAAUAUCUUAUUUCCUAGGGCCUGAAGCCCCGUCGUAUUUUUCUCUAGAUAAAGUCACUGGAGUCCUUACAGUUUCCACUCAACUGGAUAGAGAAGAAAGAGAAAAAUACCGCUAUACCGUCAAAGCAGUAGAUUGUGGAAUGCCUCCCCGAGAAUCGAUAGCCACCGUGACCAUCUCAGUUUUGGAUAAAAAUGAUAACAGUCCAAGAUUUAUUAACAAGGAUUUCAGUUUUUUUGUACCAGAGAACUUCCCAGGCUUUGGCGAAAUUGGAGUUAUAAGUGUCACAGAUGCAGAUAUAGGGCAAAAUGGAUGGGUCGCCCUUUCUGUCAUAAACAGCAGUGAUAUCUUCGUUAUCGACACGGGCAAAGGGGUGUUGAGGGCAAAAGUCUCCCUGGACAGGGAACAGCAGAGUUCGUACACCUUGUGGGUUGAAGCGGUUGAUGGAGGUGACCCUCCUUUGUCCUCCACGGCCAAAAUAACCAUCCUUUUGCUUGAUAUAAAUGACAACCCACCGUUGGUCUUGUUCCCUCAGUCAAAUAUGUCUUACCUGCUAGUCCUCCCCUCUACACUGCCCGGAUCUCCGAUCACAGAAGUCUAUGCUGUAGACAAUGACACCGGUAUGAACGCGGUCAUCGCGUACAGUAUCAUCGGUAGAAGAGGCCCGCGGCCAGACUCCUUUAAAAUUGAUGCCAAGACCGGCAAUAUCACUCUGGAAGAGUCUCUCAUGCAAAACGAUUAUGGCCUCUAUCGACUUCUCGUUAAAGUGAGCGAUCACGGAUACCCAGAGCCGCUCCAUUCCACAGUCAUGGUGAACCUCUUUGUCAACGAUACGGUGAGCAACGAGAGCUACAUUGAAAGUCUGUUAAGGAAGGAACCGGACAUAAACGUCGAGGAGAAAGAGCCACAGAUUUCAAUAGAGCCCACGCACACAAAAGUAGAGCUGGCAUCCUGCAUGCCAACCUUGGUGGCCCUAUCAGUAAUCAGCUUGGGUUCAAUCACUCUGGUGACUGGGAUGGGGAUUUACAUCUGCCUAAGGAAAGGGAGGAAAUAUCACCAAGGCGAUGAAAACUUGGAAGUACAAAUCCCAUUAAAUGGAGGCCUCAGUCUGCAUAUGCUCGAGAAGAAACCGAUGGAGAUUUCUAACAUCUGA